AUGUACUGGAGUGUGUUCGUACUAUCUUUCAAGACGGGGCGAUAUAUAAAGCAACAUAUGAAGAGAUUUAUUAAUUUUUGUUAUCAAAGCAAACCAUCCAGCAAACAUGUGCAUGAAUCACAUGACAGAGGGAUCCCAUGUUCCAAAUGCGGCAAAUGCUUUACAAAUUGGAGCAAACUGUGUCGGCACCAGCGGGACGUUCACCGGAAUGAAAACCAACUACAGUGCCAUGAAUGUGGGGUGCUAUUCUCCCAAAAAUCAAACUUGGAUCGCCAUAUGAGAACGAAGCACGAAACGCAAGUUCCACAUAUUUGCGAACAAUGUGGGAAAAUGUACGCUCGACAGGAUAUGCCCAGGAAACACGUGAAAACUACCCACGUUAAAGAUCCCAUUUUGCAUCUACAAAUGGCGGAACAUUCCAUCAGCUUGGCGUUAGAGGGGUGA
Messenger RNA from Opisthorchis viverrini, 444 nucleotides. RefSeq lists its product as hypothetical. The coding region runs from base 1 to 444 and encodes 147 amino acids. The record is from RefSeq and is a predicted model, not a curated record. Lineage: Eukaryota; Metazoa; Platyhelminthes; Trematoda; Opisthorchiida; Opisthorchiidae. The transcript is spliced from 3 exons.